Messenger RNA from Tachysurus vachellii, 13367 nucleotides. Its product is annotated as rho guanine nucleotide exchange factor 17-like. The record is from RefSeq and is a predicted model, not a curated record. Bases 455 to 7600 code for a protein of 2381 amino acids. The transcript has 20 exons. Gene Ontology annotation, molecular function: guanyl-nucleotide exchange factor activity; protein binding. Lineage: Eukaryota; Metazoa; Chordata; Actinopteri; Siluriformes; Bagridae. Gene Ontology annotation, biological process: actin cytoskeleton organization.
AAAACACAAAAAACACAGCACAUAAGUCAACCUUAAUGAUGUCUGAAUCACGGUGAGCACGGCUGGUGUCGGACAGAAAGAUGCAUCCACGUACAGACGCGCUCAGCCUCCGAAAUGGGAUUUAUUUUAAGGAAACUUUGUGCGGAGUUCAACAAGUCAGGAGCUUUCUGGUCAGACUUUGAGCCUCUUUUCCUCCUUCAUGGAUGGAAAUUAAGCGGAAGGAAAGCAAUGCUGGGAUAUUCGCGCUUGCGUCAGUUUCCAUAAGGUGUAAAGUUUUGUAAAGUUUUGAUUUGUUGUGUAAAACACAGCCGGGUCAAUGGGGACGCGGCGUUAGUUUACAGGUUGUAAAAGCAAACACACACAAAAAGGCUCUGGAUAUAUCGAUGAACUAAAAAAAACAAACAAACAACGAGGGAAUUUAAACGCCAAAAAUUCGAGAGGGAAGAGAGACAGGAUGGCAGAGAAGGAGACGCAAAGUAAAGCUGCGGUUUACCGGAGUGUCUCUUUCAAAAAGCUGCACAACUGGAAGGCCAAUAAAAGGGGUUCAGGCGCCGAAGAUCAGCGCCACGGCUCGGAGGAUUUGGAGACUGGAGGAGCCCUUCCCCCUCCGGCUGCACAGCCCUUGGAUAUGCGCAGUUCUGCUGUGGCUAGAAAAGUUUCCAAAAUCUCAGCAGCCAGCCUCUCGAGGGCAGAGCUGAAGAAGGGCUCCACUCAUACCAUUUCACCCUCAAUCCGCCAGCUCUCGGAAAAGUUUGGAACCAACACAAAUUCAAGCAGCACUUCAGUCCUUCAGUCUACAGUUUCACACAGGAUUAGAUCUCCAGAUGAUUCAUCUUCCCAGGACAUUUUAGGAUGUUUCCCUGAUCAGAGCAAAAAUCUUUCUGGAACACUGACAGACAAAGGUUCGGAUCAUAAGUGUCAAGAGUCCGUCUCUGGCUCGGAUUCGGAUAGAGGUCAUAAAAGGAGGGUUCGAAAGAUUGGAGGUGGCACAAGGGCAGGUAAGACUGAUCAUUCUGAAAUCAGUGAUGGCUCUGACAGCUUUAGUGGUAACACUAUAAAUUCAGAAGAUGAUGUUUUUGUCCUAGGAUUUUCAACAUGCAAGUCUUAUCGCCGCCAUCGCUCUUCCCAAGGUGAAACUAUUCACAUAGAUUCGAGCUGGCCGAGCGUUACAAAAAUUAGAGAGCUUUUUGGGGAUGGUCACAGAAAGAAGAACAAGUCUAUGUCAGAUGGAGAGGACUUGAAAUCUGAUGACUAUCACAUUCACCAUUCUUACAGCACAAAAGACGGCAACUCGUCUUCAGACAAGAGCGACAGGCAGUCGCCACUGCAGUCAAGAGGACACUGGCAGGACACAAACAGUUCAGAUCAUGAUGUUAACAGACAAAGGGGUAUGGACUCUGGUUUUAGCACAGAAAAGCAUUCUCAUGAUGGUGAUCUUAGCUCUGUGACAAGAAAACAAUUAGCAGAUAUAAGUAGGGUCGAGACGCAGAAAAGUAGUAGAAAGGGCUGGACAGACAGUGACCCCCGACCCACUCCACCCACCCCUCCACCUCGCACUAGUUCUGUUGCACUGCCUCUCAGGUCCCAUUCAUGUGCUUACACUGAGCAGGAGCAGAGACAGGGGACGAAGCAGCCGCAGCCAUCAGAUAGUUUGCAUUCUUCACAUAGUUCCACAAAACCACAGACGGGCUCCUCCGUGGAACCGAUCAGCACUCAUGAGAGAUUGAGCUCGGGAGAAGAGGAGGACGAGUCUGAAGGGCAGAAAGAUAGAAAAACACGUUUGUUUGUGCAAAGCAGUGAAGGAACUGGAACACAUGUUUUCAGGAACAAGCAUGAGGCCUGGAUCAAACUCUCUCAUAGGUCUUCAGGUAGUGAGGAAGAUAGCCCAGCAGGAUUAGCUCAUCAAGUUCGGCGUCGUUCCUUGAGAAAAAAAAAGAAAAGCAAUUGCAGUAGAGAGAAUGAGGAAUCUGAUGACAGUGACAACCAACCCCUGAUGAUGGAGCACCUGGAGCGCCCCCAGCGUUUAUGUGAUUCCCAAAUGGAGGGACAUAGGCUUGACAGUCUGCGGUCUAAGGGCUGCGUUAGUGGACAAAUGUGGGAGAGAGCACGAGGGUCCUCUGUGGUUCAGGACAGUUAUAGGAAUUUGUGUAAAGCUUCUGAAGGACAAGUUGGUCCCAGUAAUGUCCCAUUUGUAUCACGCGUGUCAAAAGUAACCAUUCCCUCAUUUCUUUCCACACCCUUGGGGUCACGCUGUAGUAGCAGAUAUUCCAGCACUGAAACUCUGAAGGCUGAAGAUCUCAUGAGUUCAACCUCCAAUAGAGCCUCAUCUUCUGUCCUAAGCAAAACAUAUCAUGGCAAUGCUACUAUGUACCGCUCACCUAGUUUUGGACAUGGAGACAAUUUUUCUCGUGCUCCUGUCCGUGUACGUUCACGGCUGGUGCCUAGCUUGAAUCAAGGAGAAGACACCCCCAAUGCUGCAGAAAGCAGACUAGGUCACCGUCCUGUCAGUCAUGAAAAAGAUAAAGACAGAGUAUCAAUGUCAAAUCCUGAUAUUGCUUCAGAAACUCUGUCACUGCUGAGUUACCUGAAAACUGAUUUAUCCGAGCUGAGGAUGAAGAAGAGAGGUCAAGAUGCUGAGGAAAGUCUGAACUCAAGCAAUCUGGGUCUUCAGAGCACACCAACUAUGUACAGAAUGGGCUCAAGAACUGCAGGGCUGAACUCUAGAAGGCCCUCACUAAAGGACCUCACUGCUACUUUGAGGAGGACCAAGUCUUUCACUUACUCAGAGAAAACUGUAGGGUCAGCUUUAAGGAGUUCCUCUGAGCAAAGGCUGGACUGUGAAAGUGAUGUCGAUCGUGUAGUCAUAUCUGAUAGAGAGGUGGAGAGUGAUGAUUGCAGAGGUUAUGACUAUGAAGAGCCAAUGCCAACCCCUCUACAAGAUCACUACAUUCAGGAAGCAAGACAAGUAAUAAGAGAUAUUUGUCAAAUGAGUGCUAAUAAGGAUUAUGAUGAUGAUGAUUAUGAUAACGAUAAUGAUGACAUAGCAGGGCUUAAAAGAAAUGGGAAUUUUGACAUGGUGGGAACUAAUAAAGAAGCUAAUAAUAUGAAGCAAGUGGAGAGGAUAGAUGGACAGAUUGUAGAGACUGUAAACAAAAAGCAAGCUGAUAGAGAAAGUGGGAAAUGUUUAACAAAAGGAAAUUCAGGAGAGAAAAUUUUUGGUGAUAAGUCAUUGGAUGAACUUUCAGGACAUGAAUCAAGUCUGACAGAUGAAGGAAUUGUCACAGAGCCAGAGGCUGGCUUAUAUGGAGGGCUAUCUUCUGGCACAGACUUGCUAGGCCAGACCCUCACUGUUUGGACUCAGUCUGGACUGUAUGAGGAACAGUCACACAACAUGAUGCUGGAGAAGUCUCUAUCUACUCCUGCCUCAUCUGUGAGGACAGAAUAUGAGGCAGUAGCUAUAGGUGGAGAUGUAAGCAUCAGCAAAAAUCAGGCUUCUUUAGAGGCUCCGCCUACUCCUAGUGCUCUUCGAAGACGGAGGAAAUUCUCCUCAGCUGCCAACAAUGGCUCAGACUCCAGCAAUGGCAGUAAUGGGGAGUCAAUUGGCGAGUCUGCUUACCGUUCUCUCAGCGAUCCCAUGCCACAUCGAAGUCGCUCGGUGGCAGAGGAUGGUAGUAACAGCUUUUCUGUGGACAGCAACCUACUUGGCUCACUCUCUCUAAACUCAAAGGUUGGUGUAAGUGCAGAUUCCUCUGCAGCUGAUCUGUCGGAGUGUACUGGCAGUGCAGCUAGUGACCUGUCAGUGUAUAAUGACUCGCUGCGAGAUUAUAGCACCGUGAUACAGAGCAUAGUGCAUGAACCCGGUGCAAUGGACAAGCUCAUCGAUGAGAAGGCAAAUGGAAAAGCAGUGAAAAAGAAAAGCUUUAGUGACCCCAGCAGGCGGGGUGAACUGGCUUCUCCAGCUCUUGAAGUCCAAAAACAUUCUGACGAACCUAUUAAUGAGUUGGAGCAGCCCAUUCCUCCUUCAAGCAGUGAGCCGAUCCUGUCAGAGCAAAGAGAUGAGCUGUGGGAGCUAAACAGUGAGCAGUAUCGGCAGUAUUCGAACAGGAGUUCACAGUCCCACUCAGAACAUGUUUUACCCUCCCAUCUUGACCGCAAUGGAGUUAAUAAAAUGUGCAAUGAGGAGCCAAAUUUGCCCUUUGACCCAAAGCUGGCUCAGGUGUUGUCUCCUUGCAUAAGCCGUCGCGGUUACAAGAAACGCACACACCGUGUCAUGCAUCAACAGUCUUGCGAUGAUGGGGACCAAUUAGAUGAACAGCAGGAAGAUCGAAGCUAUGAAGAUCUGGAACAUCUGGAUCCUUCCAAGUCCAUCCUGCCUCAGCUUCCUAUACCAAAAAUAAGGCCCAAACAUGUACGCCAUGCCAGUGAGCCUGCUACAUUUGUGCCUAUUUCACCAUCUAACCAGCAUCGUGGCUCUUCCAAAAGCCAUGAACCACAACAACUCUCAAGACACAGACAAGGAGAGGAUGUGACCGAACAGUACAACCUGGACUUGAAUCCACCCGAGGGGUCCUCAGAUGCCCCUGCUGAAGGGGCUGUUGUGGAAGGUACCAGUUCUGUUCCUGAAACAGCCAGUAUUGACCCCAAACUGCAAAGGAAGUCCAGUGAUGAGCUGACGCAGGCUCCACUUAAAACCAAACCACGAGUGGAUAUGAGAAGACAUGUCAUGAUGACUCUACUGGACACUGAACAGUCAUAUGUGGACUCUCUGAGAACGCUGAUUCAGAGCUACCUGAAGCCACUUAAGCAGUCAGAUAACCCGCCGCUCUGCGACCCGUCUCUAGUAGACGAGAUGUUCUACCAGAUCCCGGAAAUCCUGGAACACCAUGAGCUUUUCCUGGAGCAGGUGAUCAGCUGCGUUAACGACUGGCAUGAGCGCCAGACCAUAGGCGACCUCCUCGUUCAGUCGUUUUCCAAAGAGGUGCUGGCUAACAUUUACUCGGCAUACAUCGACAACUUUUUGAAUGCCAAAGACGCAGUGAGGAUCGCUAAAGAAGCCAAACCGGCUUUCAUGAAGUUUUUGGAGCAAAGUAUGCGAGAGAAUAAAGAGAAACAAGCUUUGGGUGAUCUAAUGAUCAAACCUGUGCAGCGUAUCCCGCGCUAUGAACUAUUAGUCAAAGAUUUGCUGAAACACACUCCAGAAGAUCACCCAGACCAUGCACACCUGCUAGAUGCUCAGAAGAACAUAAAGAGAUUGGCUGAGAGGAUCAAUAAGGGACGGCGUAACGCGGAGGAGGUGGAGCGUGAGACACGGGUCAUGCAGGAGAUCGAGGCACACAUAGAGGGGGUGGAGCAUAUCCUAAAUCCUCAGAGGAAAUUCCUGCGACAGGAAAUGGUGAUGGAGGCGAAAUCAGUAGGAGGGAAGAAGGAUCGUUCGCUCUUCCUCUUCAGUGAUUUGCUGAUCUGUACGACUCUGAAGAGGAAGUCAGGCUCUUUACGCCGGAGCUCCAUGAGUCUAUAUUCAGCUGCUAGUGUCAUUGACACCUCCAGUAAAUAUAAGUUCCUGUGGAAACUUCCCUUAGAGGAUAUUGAGUUAGUGAAAGGCUCGAAUCAGGCCACCAACAGGGAUGCAAUCCAGAAAACCAUCAGCCGUCUGGACGAGGACCUCAGUACCCUCGGGCAAAUCAGCAAGCUGUCAGAAACGCUCAGUUUUCCUCACCAGAGUCUGGAUGAUGUGAUAAAGGACCUGAUGGCGUCGGUUCACAGGGAAUUAGCAGAAAAGCAGUCCCUGGCUUUCAGCAUGACCUUCUUGCCCACUAAACUGGAGCUGAGCGCAGCGUCUGCAGACAGCACGUUCAUCUUCGAGUUCAGCAGUCCAGACACACGCAGCAACUUCGAGCAGGCUUUUGAGGAGGCCAAAAAAAAGCUUGCUAUGAACAAAGACGAGUGGGACCCUGAGUUCCUGAAAGCCAUCCCUAUCAUGAAGACCCGCAGUGGCAUGCAGUUCUCCUGUGCCUCACCGAGCCACAGCAGCCCGGAGAAUGUAUGUGAGGUUUGGGUAUGCAAUAGUGAUGGCUACGUAGGCCAAGUGUGUGUCUUGAGCAUCAGGGCCGAACCCACGGUGGAGGCCUGUAUUGCCGUCUGCUCUGCUCGGAUCAUCUGCAUCGCAGCCGUGCCGGGACUCAAGAGCAGGGAGCGUGCUGAAACAAGGCACUCUGCUGCUGCACCGCCGUCUGAGUCACCACUGGCUCCUUCUGUUCAACCUCAGCUCCACAUCUCCAUCUCUCGCUCCUCUCCAGAGCUCAGUGAUCGUCCUGCUCCCACAGCACCUGAGCUAGGGCCUUUUGAAAGUGAUGACUCGGAUGACGAAGACUCACCGAGCCCCUCAUCCACGCUGCAGAGCCAAGCGUCACAUUCCACCAUCUCAUCCAGCUACGGCAAUGAUGAGGGAGCAGGUUGUAAGGAUAUAGCCCCUGAGACUACUAGUUCGGAGGAGGAACAGGAGUUCUCCAGCGGGUUUGGACCACAACGGCUGAGCGUUGAUAGCCCAAUGGAUGGGCGCGCCAUGCGCAGAUCCAGCCGAGGAUCCUUCACACGCGCCAGCCUUGAGGACCUGCUAAGCAUCGACCCAGAGGCUCACCAGAGCUCAGUGUGGCUCGGCACCGAGGACGGCUGCAUCCAUGUUUACCAAUCAUCAGACAAUAUCAGGAACAGGAAGAACAGCAUGAAGAUGCAGCACUCUGCCUCCAUCCUGUGCAUCCUGUAUCUCGACAACAAAGUCUUUGUGUCCCUUGCCAAUGGUGAAGUGAUUGUUUAUCAGAGGGAAGCAGGGAGCUUCUGGGAUCCUCAGAGUUCUCAGACUUUGUGUUUGGGUUCUCCAAGCGGUCCUGUCACUAAGAUGGUCCCAGUGGCUGGAAAGCUGUGGUGUGGCUGUCAGAACCGGAUUCUCAUCAUCAACACCAGCACUUUAACACAAGAGCACUCAUUUACAGUAGGCCAGGACACUGGGCGGUGUGUGGCCUGCAUGGUGAGCUAUGGUCAGGGUGUGUGGGUGGCUCUACAGGGCAGCGCUCAGGUUCGUCUCUACCACUCCACCAGCUACGAGAGCGUUGCUGAGGUGGACGUGGCACCUGCUGUUCACAAGAUGCUUGCAGGCUCAGAUGCUAUUAUUCGCCAGCACAAGGCUGCAUGUCUGAGGAUCACAGCUCUCCUGGCAUGUAGAGAUGUACUGUGGAUUGGGACAAGUGCCGGGGUAGUGCUCACUCUGCCAGUCCCACCUGUGACCGCCAAUGUGUCUACAGGACCUUUGCGGACUCCGCUCGUACCCACCGGGUCUGCCCAUGGCCACACCGGCCACGUCCGAUUCCUCACCUCUGUUGAGUUGCCUGAGGGCUUUGACGUCCACUUUCCCUCCCAGGCAGAGUCAGAGCUGAGCAGUGAAGCAGCAGUGCAGCAGCGCCGAUCCUCCACCCUCCUCACAGGUAAAUCCACUCUGCUGGUGAUCAGUGGUGGAGACGGCUACGAGGACUUCAGACUGAACAGCAGCAGCGAGACAGUCGGACGAGAUGACAGCACCAACCACCUGCUGCUGUGGCGCGUGUGAGCAGCACUACAUAUCAGGCCCUUGUGGCAUGAAAUCAGGCCCCGCCCUCCUUUUUGGCAGCGUGCUGCUCAAGCCUCUGAACCCUGCUACCUCUCUGCAUGAGCAUGACAGAAACUGAAAGGGUCAUUUCUAACAUUUUCUAUGUUUCGUUGUGUAAUCAGUCGUCAAGUUGUACUCUGUGUCCCACACGGUGUAAGAAUCUCGCGCUGCCUGUGUUUUACCUAGUGGAAUGUAUACGUUUAGCGUGACACAGAGAAGAGCUGACGUGGAGGAUUCGUCCACGGAAAGGAAAAAGCACUGGACGGAGAAUGAAGGAGAAAAAGAGCAUGAUGUCAGAAGCAACUGCAACGUGGGAAAAAUUAUAUUCUCAUAAUUAGAGAGUAUAACUGAAGGAAGAAUAGAGCUUACAGAUCUAAAGACGGUGAGAUGAACGAAACAGACUUGAGUGUACUGGGACGAUUGUUUGGAUUCUAAAGAUGACUGGAUAUCUCAGUGUUUCUUGUCCUGCCUCUGUUUAGAGAACGAUAGAUGAUGGAUUCGUUUACACACAGCGUGAUCAACUACUGCUCCGUCACACUGUGAUCGCGUUCAUGAACAGCAAGGUUUUGUCUCGAGCUUUACAAGCGAGGGCAAUACGAGAGUUUGUCUGUACCUAACCAAUGUGCAAUAUAAUGCUAGGGUAUCUACUUAAGACUAUAUUAUGUAUAUACACACACUCGCACAUACACAUCAACUAAAGCCACAUAUUUUUCCACCUCCGCAGUGCAGUCGGUUCAGGGAUUUUAAGAAAUGGCCUGAAUUUCCUUCAUUUAGUUUCACGAGAAAACUUCAGCAUAAGUUAAAAAAAAAGAGAGUGUUGUGUGUGAGUCUAAACCAACCAAAUCCUUUAGCCAGUAUAGACAGCAGUUACAUGCAAAAACAAAACAUACUGUACAUGAAUUUAUUGUCUUCUGCAUUAUUUUGAGUUGCAUAAAGGUAUUAACCAUAGUCUCUUAGAAAAAAGGAUUUCUUAAAGGUUCUUUACUUGGUUCUACGUUUCUGAAAGCCUUGUAAUUUGGACACUUUUCCAAAAGAAAAGUUCUGUUGUAGGAUUGUAGAACCUUCUGAAGAGAAACCAAACAGAGCAAGGUGUUUUUGGUGUGUUCAAUUAAGCAUUUAGGUUUAGUUAAAUUGUUAUCUAUUUUUGCUAUUUUUAUUUUUACAAGGAAUUUAUUAAUAGCUAUAAAUUUAGAACUCAAAAAUGGUUGGUUUUUCUGCCUAAAAUCUUAAAAGAUUUUUAAGAACCCAUCGAUGAGUAGUAGUAACCAAAAAACCCACCUUAUCCAUACUAAGAACUCUUGAAGAACCUGCUUUUUUUUUCCAGAGGGUGCAUCAUCAUCAUCAUCUCUGGUGAUCAUGUAAAUAGUUUGAGUAGCUCAAGUUGUUGCCAUGGUAAUAAAACAGCUUCACCCCAGGCUCCUGCUGCUUGGAUCCAGUAUUUUUUGUUUGUUUCUACCAGCUCUUUUGUUGUAGAAAUGCGCAGAACAGUUUCAUAUUGGAAUCUAGCACUGCGUUGGUGGAAACAGGCUUACCUGUAAGAGCAUUCUAAUAAUCAUUGACAUAUUGCCACAACCACAGCCCACUUCUUUACACAUCUUCACACUAUUCUUUCUGUUGUCCAGUUGUUUUUUGUUUUAUUUUUUCCUCUUUUAAAUACGGAGUCCAGUAGGUCAUAUAAAGGAGCAGCAAGUAUGGCUGUUGUGGUUAAAUUUUGUACAGUAUUUAUGUUUUUUUUGUUGUUGUUGCUUUGUUGGUGUUUUUUUUUUUUUUUUUUUUUUUUUUUUUUUUUUUUACAGCACUUAAUUUAUAAAGACUUCUCUUCUGUUACCUAAAAAGGUGAUGCUGUAUGACUCGUUCAUGCUACUUUCUGCUUCUGUCUGACCCACACACACAUCAGCAACAGUAAUCAGGCUCAUCAAGCACAUUUUAUACAAACAUUAUUUAUGUUUGAGUUGUCAACAUGAUAGAACCGUAUUACUGAAGAGACAGAAAAAUGAAAAUGGAAGAACUAAAAAAUGUGUCGAAUCGAAAAUGUGUCGAAUCGAAUCACACCACUGUUUUUAAAAAAAGAUUUGAAAAAAGACAUUUUUGAGCUGAGUUUAAAAACUAUUGUUUACAUUAUACAUUAUUUAACACCAGCAAUGUCUUUGCUAGUUAAACUGAAGAAGGAUCAAGUGUAUUUGUUGCUUUUGUGUGAUUUGCAUUUUCGGCUUAGUAAGCGUUCACACAGGGAGUCCCAGCAGGAAAUAGUGCAGUCAUGUUAUAGCAGAAAACAGUAAAAAAAAGGAAACAAUAACAUCAGAACAAACCUGGCUGGGAAAUUCAGUGAAAAUGUAUGCACUAUAAAUACUUCUAUGAUGCAUUAGCUGCUCUGAAAGAUGAGGAGAAGGCUGGAACUUUGCAGCCUGUAGUUAGAGCAACGGUGUCUGAUCAUGGACGGGAAAGGGCUGGUAUGGGUGCAGGGUUUCACUCCAACCAAGCAAAAGCCACACUAAAGUCUACAUAAUGUUAAGAUCAACAGGUGGAAUCAGGAAUGUGGCUGCUGCUUAACUGAGAUGAAAACCUGCACCCACACUGCUUUGUGGAUAAGAUCAGACACCCCUGAGCUAGAGCCUGCUUUACAGAGCAGACAGUGUUCUGAUGUAAAUAACUAAAAAUUGAUGUCAAUCAUUAGACACGGUUUGAGCAUUUUGGGGGUUUAAAGUCAGUAGGUGUUCCCGUGGUCUAGACAGCUACACCGGACAUUUGAGACCUUAUUAUCUGUAAUAUCUAAAAACAAAACAAGGAAAUAAGAUUCAAUUCUCAUUAGAAUAGGUGGAUUUAAAAAAAACAUUUUUUUUUUUGAUUGACAUCAAGAGAGCUGGCGAGGGAGCGAUUACUUAUAGUUGUUAAAACCCAAGUAAUAAAAUUAAAAAUAGUGAGAAAGCAUAAGAGUGUGUAAUGAUUAGCAUAUUGCUGUGGUGGAAAAGGAAGAACACACUCCAGGAUGUGUUACAAGAAAACAGUUGGUUUUGUUUCAGGCCAGGAAACAUUGUUUUCCUGUAACAGCGAACUCCACCAUGUCAUCGUGUUUUAUUUCUUAAUUUUAUCUGCUUUAUCUGCUCAGACUUAUAAACAGUACUGAAUUGUAUUGAUUGCUGAUCUGUUUUCUAAUGGCUGCCUCUUAUUUCCGAGACACAGGGUAGUGUGUUAAAGCCUGUAAGUGUUGAACAUGUUUCAGAAAAGGAUUACAGUUAAGAUAAUUUACCAAAAGAUGAUAUGUCAUUAGACAUUUAGUCCAAUAUCUUGUCAGAGUAACAUGAGUGUUUAGUGCAUCCCAUGAGUCACUUUAAGAUAACGUAUUGAAAUUUCUGGAAAGUUCUUGAAUUUGUCUGGCUGCCUUUACCUAAAGAUAAAGAAAGAGAUUAGAACCAAAUGGAGAGAUGAUUAGACAUAUACUGUUAAAAACAGAUUUUCAUUCUUGUUUUUUUUUUUGUUUUUUUUUUUACCACUUUAACAGAAUUCAUGCACACACUAUGAGAUUUUCCAAGACCACAAACACACACACUCACAAUCUUUGAUUUAGAGUAGAGCUGUCAAACUGUGAUAUUUUGUUGUUGUUGUUAGUUAGUUAGUUACAGCAAAAGAAGUUUUCCCAAACCGACACACACUUAUUCUUUGUAAAUCAUAUUUUUCCCAGAAAUCAACCUCUGUCUGUCACACUAUAACGUGUGUAAACGUUGCACGAAGCAUCAAUCUUAAACAUCACUUCUUUUUAAAAGGAUGUGAUGUAAACAUAAUAUAAAAUGUAUAAUACAAAACACAUCCUUUUAAGCAUCAUCUGUAUUUUAUUUUUCUGUAUUUUAAUCUCACACUUUUGGUUUCUGUUUGCUUUCAUCAGUAGAUGAUGGGAAAGAGUGAACACACUCUUCCAUCUCCUCCCUCUUUUCCCACGGGAUAUAACAGAAGCAGCAUAAACGAGAUAGUAAAAUAUUUCUGCAGCUGCUGACAGACAGCAAUACAGUAUGUGACAAAAGGGUUUGACUCAAAGUGAUGAUCUAUGUAUAUGGCUGUAUAUGUACACAUUUAUGUAAUUUAGCUUGAUACAGUGGUCACGUGUGGGGAAAAAAUCUUAUUCUUACUGGUGUGACUGCAAGCAACAGAGUUGAGAGCACGUACUGUAUCACACAGACAGAGGUCUCCACUCAUUGUCUCGGCUUGAACAGAGUGCCAGUUGGCUGUUUAUUUAGCAAACACUUGCUCUGUGAGAAUGUGUGUGUGUGUUUCAGUCAUGCGGGUUUGCACACAUUGUUAUCCAUGCUGGGUGUGUGUGUGUGUGUGUUUACUUGUUGUUUUCAUUCAUAGUAGAACCCUUGUGAUCUGUUUUUUCAUAUGGUUGGUGCACUUGCAUGUCCUGAUUUUGCAAAUUUGAUCCUCCAAUCAGAAACACAAUAACAUAACAUCACUGCUAGUCUUUCUUUUCUUGAUAUCUUGAUUUAUCUCAUACCAUGUACAUAAUGAUAAUUACUUACAACUGCUUUAACCAACACAGUGAUAUACCAUCACAAGGUAUUAGCUGCUGGAACCUGAGUAUUUUUUAACAAUACAAAUAAAAGACCAUGAUGUUGGAUUUGAUCCGUCACUGCCUAGCUUAGCUAGCCUUAAUGUGACCUCUAAAGCUAUCUGAACACCUAGCUAAUGUGUCAUCAGUAGCCGGUAGCUAGCCAGCCAGCUAGCAUCAGGUAAACUACCGUAUUUUGUAAGGAGGUAUGGUGUGCAGUGGGCCAGAGCAUCAGACUCCUCAGUUCUUCAGCUCUGCUUACUCUCUUUAUGGAGUUUUGCACAUUUGCCAAAUGUCGUUCUACUUCUACAGAUUUCUCCCACUUCAUAGUAACAAGCCAGUAUGCCAGCAGAAAGUUGUUUCCAGGGUAUGUUCACAUCUCACGGCCAAUGAAAGCUACCCUGACCCUUACCAGGAUAAAGUGCUUAAUUAGGAUGAAUGAAUAAAUCGUAUUGUAUAAUUAACUCUGACCAAGUUACCUAGCUAACUUUAAGCAAUCUGUUAUCAGUGAUUGUCUGAGCCAUUUACACUUACAUUAUAAAUUCCCUGAUUCCAUCUCACCUGCAGCUACACUCAUUUUUAGAUUUACUGUAGUUAUUGAAGAACUGAAUAAUAUGCUGAUGUGUGUGUGUGUGUGUGUGUGUGUGUGUGCGAGAGCUCUUUCUAGAUGUUAAAGUUACAAACGUUUGUUUUGGUGUGCUGUAUCUCCACAUCUAGAAAAUCAGGCACUGAGGGCUGAUGAUUUUGUGGCAUUUCGAAGAAUCGUGCUUUAUUUCACACAGUGAACAUGUCUAGAGAAGCAUAUUUUCAUAAGAUAGCACAUAUAUGAGCAAAACAACUAUCAAAUCCGUAACUCCAGUGUGUUUGUAAGUAGCCAUUUCCAGCCAUUUUAUUGUGUGAAGGAAGUCAUUGUGUUUAUUGUAAAUUUGGAUAUAUAUGACCUUUUUCUGUACAUAGUGCUCUCUCUGUCUAUAUUGUUGAUAUAAAUCUGAUGGCAUAUUUUUAUAUACUUGUUUAAGUUUUCUUGGUUUGGUUUUGUUUUGUUUUUUUCCUUCAGCAUGUCCUCUGUACUGCGAUAUUUAAAUAACUGUGUCGUCAUUUAGAAGAAGAGCCUCGCUUCUCUGUCCCAAUCCUCGUUAUGCUUCUUGUGGGUUUCUAUGAAAUUAAAAACGAUCACUGGUUCCCAGA